AUGGAUUCUGUAGCCUUCAGUGGUCUCUUGCAUGUCGAGCCACCGCACAGUAAACUCCCGAGCCAACCAGAGAGAGCACUUUCGGUGACUCAUGCUAUUCAGAACCAUGAACAUGAUCUCGUUGAACUCGCCAGCCUCAAGCCCACAGAUCCGACAGCAUCUGGACCGGCCAGGAGAGCAGCCGGUGCGAGCUAUACUGGCUCCCCCGUUGCAGAGGAGGCAGCCGCGGAAGUUUUCCCAAGCAUCUUCAGUUCCAGGAAAGAUAAGCUUAGGCUCGCGGCUUGUUGCAGCAUGAGCUUUACGGGAGGCCUGAAUGAUUCCGCAGCUGGUGCGCUCAUUCCGUACAUGGAGACCCACUACAACAUUGGAUACGGUACUGUGUCUCUUAUCUUUGUGGGAGUCGCCAUUGGCUUCAUCACUGCUGCGCCUUUUGUGGACAGCUUGCAAGCAAGAUUUGGAAGUGCCAGGGCAUUUGGCAUCUGCAUGAUGUUUUUGAUUGCAGGAUACAUCCCUAUCAUCUGUGCGGUGCCGAUCCCCGCCAUAGUCGUCUCGUUCUUCCUCGUUGGCUUCGGCUUGGCGACUAGUCUCUCAAUGUACAACGUCUUCCUGGCUAACCUCCCAAGCGCGGGAACUGCGCUAGGCAUGGCCCAUGGAUCGUAUGGUGUUGGAGGCAUAGUCGGACCCCUGAUAGCAACAAGCAUGGUGUCCAAUGGAGUCUCUUGGAGCAUGUACUACCUCAUCACUCUCGGUCUUGCCAUUUUUAAUCUCGGAUUUGCCCCGUGGACGUUUUGGACGUUUGAGCAGGAAACUCAGACCGAACUGGGACCGGUCGAGACGAGUCAACGUGGCACACAACAGCUAAAGGCAAUGCUUCAGGCCUUCCGGACCAAAGUCGUCCUACUGGGAGCUCUUUUCAUCUUUGCCUACCAAGGAUCUGAAGUCUCCAUUUCUGGCUGGGUCAUCUCAUUCCUCAUUACAAUGCGCAAUGGCGACCCGACGCGCGUUGGUUAUGUUUCAUCCGGUUUCUGGGCGGGUAUUACUCUUGGUCGAUUUUUCCUCUCGCCGCUUGCAGCACGAAUUGGCGAGAAAAGAUUCGUCUACGGAAUUGUGGCUGGUGCUACAAUUUUCGAGCUUCUGGUGUGGCUUGUCCCAAACGUGAUUGGAAAUGCAGUCGCUCUGGCCAUCGUGGGUCUUCUGCUUGGACCGGUCUAUACUGGUGCUGCUGUGAUCUUUACGAGAAACUUGUCUAGAAAGGAACAAGCAAGUGGCAUGGCGGUAAUUAGUGCGUUUGGGAGCUCGGGCGGCGCUAUUGCACCCUUCACGACGGGAAUCCUUGCUCAAGCUGUGGGCACAUUUGUGUUGCACCCCAUCGCCAUUGGCCUGUUCGCGGUCAUGAUGAUUAGCUGGUUUUGCAUCCCAACGCCACGCAAGAGAACAGAGUAA
Messenger RNA from Pestalotiopsis fici W106-1, 1443 nucleotides. RefSeq lists its product as uncharacterized. The transcript has 2 exons. The record is from RefSeq and is a predicted model, not a curated record. Lineage: Eukaryota; Fungi; Ascomycota; Sordariomycetes; Amphisphaeriales; Sporocadaceae. Gene Ontology annotation, cellular component: membrane. Gene Ontology annotation, biological process: transmembrane transport. Bases 1 to 1443 code for a protein of 480 amino acids. Gene Ontology annotation, molecular function: transmembrane transporter activity.